AUGGCUUCGAUCGUUCAAUCACUUUCGGUGCCGUCGACCUACAAGGACCAACAAUACCAGGGCACCUCCUCUCAGCUUGCACUGGACCUCGCCAACUCGACCACCCUCUACGUCGGAAACCUGUCCUUCUUCACCACCGAGGAACAGAUCUAUGAACUCUUUUCCAAAUGCGGCGAGAUCAAGCGUAUCAUCAUGGGGCUUGACCGCAACCAGAAGACUCCCUGCGGCUUCUGCUUUGUCGAAUACUACCAUAAUGCGGACGCACUGGAUUGCAUGAAAUAUAUCAACAGCUCAAAAUUGGAUGAACGUAUCGUCCGUUCAGAUCUGGAUCACGGAUACAGAGAAGGACGUCAGUUUGGUCGUGGACGGAGUGGUGGUCAGGUCCGUGACGAAUACCGUCUGGAAUUCGAUGCCGGUCGUGGAGGUUGGGGACAUGUCCGUGCCAAACAGGAGGCUGAGCGUGAGAGAGACCAGAAGGCCAACUAUGAGGCUAUUACCACCAUCCCCGAGGGUGCUAACCUCGACUACAAGGACAGGAAAGAUGAACCAAGCAAGAGAUCGAGGGAUGAAGAAGAGGACGAGGAAGAACAACAGCGGUCCAAGACAAAUCCUCGCUUCAGGGAAGGUGAUGAAGAGGAGGAGGAUGCGUAA
Linnemannia hyalina is the source of this 651-nucleotide messenger RNA. The record is from the annotation of a GenBank genome assembly. Lineage: Eukaryota; Fungi; Mortierellomycota; Mortierellomycetes; Mortierellales; Mortierellaceae.